Molecule: messenger RNA, 3417 nt
Organism: Theobroma cacao (cacao)
Lineage: Eukaryota; Viridiplantae; Streptophyta; Magnoliopsida; Malvales; Malvaceae
Source: RefSeq, a predicted model, not a curated record
GGGUCAUAGUCCCCAUUAAUAAAAUAAAGGCGGUUGUGGUGGACUUCUAGUCCACACUGAAGAAGGACAAGUCGUGGACCAAAGCCUUUAUAUGGAGGAUUAAACCCUACCUCCAACCAACAAAGUGUAGAUUGUUUUCUUGAAACCCUUCGCAGGUUUUCUCUUUCAACGUUAAUCAGGGUAUGAUUUAUAUGUAUAUAGUUUAUGUCAAACUGUUUCAACGCUUAUGCCUUUUCCAUGUUUUGUUCCUUCGUUUGCAUUAGUUCAAUCUCUAUUGAUAUGUGAGAUUAAGAUGGGUUUGGAUCUUUUUAACUUCUUUUUCCAAAGAACAUGUUACAUGUGCUCUUUCUUCUUUGUGAUUUCACUUUCCAGGAUUUUAUUUUUCAAUGGCGACGUCGAAGGAUGACCCUCUUGAUCAAAGGGAAGAUCCAAGACUCUGCUUCUUGGAGAACACCAACAGGAAGGUAAUUGAUGGCAAUUCCCAACGCCUCAGCGCAUACCAUCCUCCCCAUCAAGGCGUUUCAAGUCCUGGCAACAACCUGCCCGGUGGCGCUUCGAGCUCUGGUCACAGUAGAGGACUUCGGACUUGGAGUCGUGUUCGCGGAAUUCUGAAUGGUACACACCACGCUGGUGAAUCUUCUCGAGCCUCUAACCCUGCUUUAGCAGCGGCAAUGUCAAGCAGAGAGUCGAUAGAAUCCACUCGUAUUGUCAGUGGACAACAUCCUUUAGGAUUAAAGCAUGGUUCUGCUGAUGAAGUUAGGACCUCCCAAACUGAAAACUUAGCAAACUCUUCAGUAGUUAAGCCCACGGGAUUCAAUAAAGUAAAAAGUCGCUCAGGUCAUGCUCAACAGCAUCAAUACAAUAAGACAGAGAGGAACCAUGAUCCUGCACCCUUGGUUAACAAGAGUGGAUCCAAUAGAACUCCAGUAUCUAGGCUGUCUAAGCAGCAAGAAGAAACAACAGAACCUCCCAAAAAUCACUCAAGUUCGUUCAGGAGUGUAACUAGUAGAAUUCCGGUGUCAACGCAGCGUAGACUGAUGGGUACAACCCAACCUCUCAAAGAUCCCGCAGAAUCAGCCAAAACGAGUACAAUUAGUAGAAUUCGGGCGUCGAUGCGUUUUGUGAAGAAGGAAAGAACCCAACCUCCCAAAAAUCCUACAGAUUUGGUCGAGAAUGGUGGAAUAGGUACAAUUCUGGCAUCAAAGCAUGCAAUGCAGAAAAAGGAAACAGCCCAACCUCCCAAAGAUCCUGCAAGAUUGGUCAGGAAUAUUGGAACCGUUAGAAUUCCAGUAUCAAUUGAUGGUAAUAUUGGAACUAGUAGACUUCCGGUAUCAAUGCAUAGGAUGCAGAAAAAGGAAACGACCCAAUCUCCCAAAGACUCCGCAGCGUUGGUUAAGAAGAAUGAAACCACUAGUAGAAUUCCGAUGGGGAAGCAGGUUACUCAGAAAAAGGCAGAAUCCCAACCUUCCAAAGGCACUUCUGAUCUGGUCAGCAAGAGUGCAACAGGUAGAACUCUGCCUUCUAUGCUGGUUACAAGGAACAUAGAGACAACCCCAGCCAAACCAAGACAAAAGCAACUUUUCUGUACCUACGAAGAUCAUAUUGUGUGGGAAGGUUUUGACGAGCGCAUUGUGCCACUUGGGAAGAGCUGUCUCUUAUGCGAUGGUGAUCUAGCAAAUAAACCAGUAAAUAGUCCAGAUAUAGAGCGUCUUAACCCUUCGGAGAAUGCUGUUCUUUCUUGUGGUCAUGUCUAUCAUAGCCUGUGCUUGCAGUUCGUCACAUCAGAAGAGAAGUCUAGAGAUCCUCCUUGCAUAAUAUGUGCCAGUAUUUUGUCUUAAAGCCUCUAUAUUUUUUCAUUCUCUUAAAAUCUUCUCAUUUUUUGUACUACAUUCUUUGGCUGUUUUACCAGAGUAGGAAAGUCGAACGAAAACCGAAUACAAGUGGGAACUGUUGAUAACUUCAUGAACCAUAAAUUUUAUGCAAUUGUAAGAAGCAUGGAAUAGAAAAACUUACUUCAUAAACUUCCUGUAUAUGUAUCGCUAUACUUGUACAAGUAAGGAUUGCUGAACUUACUUUGUGACAGUUUAUCACAUUGAUAUAUGGCUGAAUCAUAUAUUAAUUUCCUUCACAAAAUCUCCCUUUUCCUUACUUUUCUUAUUUUUAUCUUAUCCCAUGCACUGUGAGAACACGAAUUUCAACAAUACCAUGGAGGAAAAGGUUACCGGGCGUUUUUUACAGUAACAAAUUGGAAUGAGGGGCGUGUUCACUUUCCUCUGUACAUCCACGUUUAAGUUCCCACUAGCAUAGCUUUUCACGUAUUAUUCCCCUUCCCAGUCAUAAUCAGAAGAUGCUUCCGGAGCCGGCUUUUCUUCCAUGUGGUCAUGCCUUUCACAGCAUGUUACAUCCUAAAAAGCAGCCGAAAGAUCCUCCACACCUUCUAGUGACGUGCAAAUGUUUUGGGGUAUAUGUAGUUCGUCCUCUAAAGUUCUUUCCAUUGACCUCUCAUUCAUUUUGUUCAUUCUCUCAAAAUCUUGGCAAUCAAGGGAAGUGAUUGCAAAUCAAAUAGUAAAUGGAACUGCUUGAAUUUUCUUUCAUCAAGAAUAUAUGCAAUGGAAAAGACUAAAAGUUGCCCCCACCAACGCUCAAACAAGUUUGUAUUGCUGAAAAUGCUUGAACUGUCUUGUAUCAGAACUUUUCAAUAUCCAUAGUUGAAGUAACUUCAUCCCUCACACAAGUUUUACUUGUCUAUCUUUCCCCUUGGAACAGAGUGCGGUUGGGUGGCUAGAAGGAAUUGAGAACACCUUACCGUAUCCGAACUGCUAUAAGAAAGCAAGUCUUAUCACUGUCAUUAAUUACUAAGCAAGGCUUAUCACUAGCAUUAAUUACAAACCCUUUGUUUUCUGAAAGGCUCGUUAAUUACAUUAAUUACAAACCUCAUGCGGGUGGUUAUGACUCUUUGAUUGGUUGCCCGCAAAAAUUAGAAAUACGAAACAUCUAUCAACAGGAUUCAGCAAAAUAUCCACGGGAACCAACGUCACCAAACAGCAAAAUGGAAACUCGCCCCAAUCCCAUCAUGUCAAAAUAUCCAACUUACAAUCAAGAGCCAAAAACAAUUGACCAAUUUCCACAGUGUAUGAUAAGAACAGAGAACUUGCAAGGAUCAAUUACAAUUUACUUACAAAUUAAAAUAGAAACAACAAUCUGCUCCAGAUAUUACAUCAAACAAUUUUGCUAAAACUCCUAAAGAUUUUUACAUGGGAUUUACUAGAAUUCUUCAUCAAAAGAAUUUUCCAAAUCCUGAUAAAUCCCAUUGUCGAAGCAUCCCACGACAUACAUUUGAUAUAAUAGACAACCUUCAGCUUUGCAACUAACAUGAGAGAGAUUGGGAAAUUCAUCAUUUUCCAAAAGGUCGAUAAA